Messenger RNA from Blastocystis hominis, 666 nucleotides. RefSeq lists its product as hypothetical. NCBI's taxonomy places the organism in Eukaryota, Bigyra, Opalinata, Blastocystidae. The coding region runs from base 1 to 666 and encodes 221 amino acids. Gene Ontology annotation, cellular component: precatalytic spliceosome. The transcript is spliced from 3 exons. The record is from RefSeq and is a predicted model, not a curated record.
AUGUCGAACAGAACUGCAUCUGAGGCAGAUAAAGUUCGUGGGCAGAAUCCGCAAAAUGUGAUUGAAAAAAUUACGCGAAUGAAAAUAUACGACUGCGACUAUUGGAAAGAACGUUGUUUUGGACUUUCAGCCGUGACCAUUCUCGAUCGUAUGAUAGAGCUGGACCAUAUCGGAGGAGCAUACAGUGGCGUGUUUCGUCCCACUCCUUUUAUCUGCUUGGUUCUAAAAUUACUUCAAAUCGGACCUGACAAAGAAAUAGUCUAUUCUUUUAUUGACAACGAUGAUUACAAAUAUAUCACAGCCGUGGGCCUCUUUUACUUAAGAUUAGUAGGUACCUCUUUGGAAAUCUACAAGCACUUGGAGCCCUACUAUAAUGAUUAUCGGAAGUUACGAUUACUCACUCCUACAGGAUGGAGCAUCAUUCAUAUGGAUGAGUUUGUGGAAAUGCUUUUGGAGGAUGAGAUCGCUCUGGAUAUAAGCUUGCCUCACUUGGACAAGCGACAUGUUCUAGAAGCGCGAGGAGAGCUUUCCCCGCGCGUAAGUAUCUUGGAAGAUGAGCUGAAUGAUAUUAUUAAAGAAACAGAGAACGAAGAAAACGCGUUAAAACGAAGUAAAAGUGAACAGCCCAAAGAUUCGGAAGCAAAGAAGUCGAAAGUGAGCAAUUAA